AUGUCCAACAUCUAUGGGAUGAAUCGGGACUUUGAGUUUGGCUUCAAGAUAGGUAGAAAUUCAAGAUGGAAGGCUUCAAGAUACAAGGACUGCAGUGUCUUUGAGACGUUGGCCAUCGCUGGAGAGUUAGGAAUCGAUGAAUUGGUUGAAUCGUGUGAACAACAUAUCAAGAAUACUAUUUCAGUCCACAACUCAUGUACUUUACUCUCUGCUGCCAUUAAACUCGAACCAAGGAUUUUAGAAAGGAAAAGUUGUUUUGUGGAUAUUUGCACCUCUUUUGUCGGCGAGAAUGCCAUUGAAUGCAUCAAAACACCGGCAUUUCUUAAUCUAUCGAAAGAGGCUCUGAUUCAUCUGAUUUCAUCAGAUUAUUUAGCCUUAGAAGAGGCGGACGUAUUCAGGGCGGCGCUCAAUUGGGCUAAACAUAACACAGGUGUUUCACAGCCAACUCAGCACUGGACAGAGGAGGAAAGGGCUCGUAUAAGUCAGCAAUUGUCUGGAGUUAUAAAUCACAUCAGAAUUCUGCUCAUCGAUAGUCAAAGCCGACGGGUGCCGUUCCUAUAG
Messenger RNA from Medioppia subpectinata, 561 nucleotides. The record is from the annotation of a GenBank genome assembly. Lineage: Eukaryota; Metazoa; Arthropoda; Arachnida; Sarcoptiformes; Oppiidae.